AUGGCUUUCUAACCAUGCAAAAUACUAUCCUUGAUUUCACCUAAUUAGUUUUUGAUAUAAACCUAAUAAUAGAAGACAAUAAUUGUCGGGAAUGGAAUUCCUAAUUUUUUAACAAGAAGCAAAUUAAAUAUUAAUCAAAAGGCUCUUGAUAUCUAUUUUUAAUAAUUGCAAUUAGUUAAUAAGGAAGCAUCAUACUUGACCAAAACUAAUUAAUUACAAAUAAAUGGAAAAGACUUAUUAUAAGAGAUACCUAAUGAAACUGAAAUUCAUUUAAAACUUAUUGGGAUUUAAAAUGAAGAACCAAAUUAAACCUAGAUAGUUUUAGAUUUUAUUAAAUAGUAUAGAAAUAAAACUAUUGAUGCGAUCUUAGUAUCUUCUGAAGGAAAUAUUUUAAACUUCCUAUAUAAUAAAGAUACAAUCAUAAGUUUAAUUCCUAAUGCUAUCUUUAUUGAUGGUAAUCAUUAUAAUUUAUAUAAGAAUUUGCAAUUUAAGAAUAAGGAUACUCUAAAUUAUUAUAGAAAGAGUGGCUUAAUAGAGAGUUUAGUAUAACAUUUAAAGGAACUUAAAUUAUGACUGUCAAUAAUUAAAGAAAUUAUAUUCAUUUUCCUAUUUUAAAAGCUGACUUAUAUCCUACUAGCUAAAAAAAUAAUGAACUUGGCAAUUAAUUUUAUUCUUCAUUAAUUUAAAAUGGAUUUGCAUAUAUUACUGAUUGGGGGUAAUCAUUUAAUUAAAUAUAGCAAAAUGAAUUUACCCCAAAAUUCUUUUCAAUUAUUAUUUUUAAAUUAAGAGGAGGCCAAGAAAAACAAUUUAGGACUUUGGAAAAAUGGAGAAUUGGAUAGAAAAAUGCUCAAUUCAGUUAGUUCUUAAAUUACUGGAUAAAUUGUUGAAAUAAUUGAGGCUAAUUAAUAUUUAGUGAAAACAGAUAAGGAGAUAUUGACAAUCAAAUUAGAUAGAAUUUUCAUUGAAGGAUUAGAAGCUAAAGAAUUUGCAAGAAAAUUAUUAAUAGGAAAGAAAGUUAAUAUUUUGGAAGUAGGUGAUAAUAUGCCAUUAUAAACCAUACAACUUUGUGAUAAUAAUUUAGAUAUUGAAGAAGAACUUAUAGUUAAUGGAUGGGCAACAGCUAAGGAGAAUCAUCCUUAAUUAUCAAAAUAUAAGUUUUAACAAUUUAAAUAAAUGAAUUUGCAAGCUAAAUAGAAGAAAAUAGGAUAAUAUAGUCCAGAAUUGACUUGGAGAAUUGAAGAUUAAACAGAUUAAAAAUAAGGAAAGAGUGUAAAUGAAAUAAUAUGGUCGAGUAUUCAGAGAGAUAUAUAAAGUUAAUAAUAAUCAGCAGUGAGUACUGGUAUUGCAAUAAAAGAUGAUAAUCAACUAGAAGUAUUGAUCGAUAAAAUAUUGCCUAAUGGAUAAUUUAUUAUAACUAUUUUAAAGUUUCAUACAAUGGUUAAAUUUACCAUAUAAGGUAUAGCUAAACUAUCAGAAUUUGAAACUAGUUUUCCAAAUGUUACAAAAUAUGAAGAGUAAAGAUAAUAAUUUAGUUAUUAUGUUUUAAUGUAAAGAAAUGCUUGGAUUCAUUUUGAAAGUUUUAAUAUUGAAGAGAAUAUGUUUUAUGGAAAGAUAUAUGAGAAGAAAAAUAAUAAAGAUACUGAUUUUACUUUAUAAUUACUAAAACUAGGUUUAACAUUUAUUAAAACUAAUACUGAUUUUUAUAGUAAAUAUGAGGAGGCAUAGAAAGAGGCAGAAAAACAGAAGAAAGGAUUUUGGAAUGAAUCAUAUGCUUAAUUUAUAAUAGACUAUUCAUAAAAUAAAUAAACUUUAAAAAAAUAAAAAAGUAAUUAGGGAAACAUAUAAAGAAUUGAAAAUUAAUAGAUUUAAAAAGUUAUAGUAACUGCUGUCAAUGAUUGCAAUGAGUUUUAUAUUAAAAAAGAAUCUAAUCCUGAAUUUGAAGAUCUCGAAAUUCAAAUUGAAAAUGCUUAAUUGAAUGUAAUUUUAUUUUCUUAUUUUUAUUUAGCCUCUCAAGAAACCAGUUAAGAAAGGAACUCUAUGUUUAGCAAGAUUUUCUGAAGACAAUAGAAUUUACAGAGCUUAAGUAUUAUAAGCAUUUAAGAAUGAUAAAUUUUUAAUUAAAUUUAUAGAUUAUGGAAAUAAUGAUGAAGUCAACUAUUAAGAUAUGGGUAUUUUACCAGCUUAAUUUACAAAUAUUCCUUUAUAGGCUAAAAUGUGUUCUUUAGCUUAUUUGAGAGUUCCUCCUUCAUCACAUGAAUAUGCUUAAGAGGCAUCUGAUUAAUUUAGGGAAUUACUUCUUGAUUAAUAAUUUGAUUCUAAAAUUGCAUAUAUAGAGAAAUAGUCUAAUAGAUAAUUUGUAACUCUAUAACCAUAAGAUCAGCCAGAUGAAUUAAAAUUCACAAUUAAUAAAAUUGUUUUAGAAAAAGGGUAUAAACUUAAUGUAUAAAUAAACUAGAUUAGGAAGAAUAGAUAAUAGAAUUUUGUAUAAUCCUUUAAAAGAAUUUAAAAACUUUGAAAUAGAAGCAAAAGCAAAUGGAAUUGGUAUUUGGGGAUUUGAUGAUUGUUUAGAAGAUGAAAAAUAAUUUGAAGAUGAAUAUGAUUAUUAUGAUUCAUGA
Paramecium primaurelia is the source of this 2615-nucleotide messenger RNA. The record is from the annotation of a GenBank genome assembly. NCBI's taxonomy places the organism in Eukaryota, Ciliophora, Oligohymenophorea, Peniculida, Parameciidae.